AUGUAUUCUAAAUAGAAGGGGACACUCGAUGUCACUAAUUAAUAAGAACAGAUAGUUCCUCUCAAUAUUAGAAUGAUGAAAUAAAUUAAGGUUUCACCUUGUGAAAAAUAGGCUGUAUUAGAGAAAAUCACCAUUACUUAUAUUAAUCUAAUAACUCGUAAAUCUAAUUGUAUUCAAUAAUAAAAAAAGGGAACAAUUAUUAUUAAUGAUGACACAGGAUAUCUUGGUCUUAGCAUGAAUUUAAUAUAGGAAUUCGAUUAAAAUUUAUUUAAUAGAAUCCAUUCAGACCCUUCCAAUUUACACUACUAUAACUUUAUUUUGAAAACCAGAGUAUACAAACACGAGGUUUUCUUUGACAUAUAGACUAUACAACAAGUAAAUUAAUCGGCUAUGAUAACCUAUCAAAUCAUUAAAAUCCUUGCUUGGGCAAGAUUCUAAGAGGGAUAGAAAAUGCUGGUCCAUCAAAGAGCAGAAAAUGAGGAAGAUGAGUAAAUUCUAAUUGAAGUUACCAAUUUGAAUGAAGAUGUAAUAAAUAACAAUAUAAUUUAGAUUCUAACAUACUUGGGUUAAAAUUUAAAAUAAGGGAAAAGCUUAAAUGAAAUUGUAGAUCAUUUUAAGGCUUUGAAUAAUAUUGAACCCUAAGACGUCAAGUAAUUCUAUAAUGUAUAAAUAGAAAAUCUAUCACACUCUUAUUAAAAGAUGGUAAAAUAAAAAAUGAAGGGGAAAUAUACCAUCAAGUCAUCCAUUUAUGA
This is a messenger RNA of Paramecium octaurelia, 752 nucleotides long. The record is from the annotation of a GenBank genome assembly. NCBI's taxonomy places the organism in Eukaryota, Ciliophora, Oligohymenophorea, Peniculida, Parameciidae.